GGAAGAAAAAAAAGAAGUGAAGGGAGAGAACAAAGAAAUCAGAGUGUAUUUAAAGAGGAGCAGCCCGUGAGCCCCGCACUGUGCACUGUGCACCUCCUCCUGAGCACCUCCUCCUGAGCACCUCCUCCUGAGCACCUCCUCCUCCUGGCUCCGGACGGCGGAGAGGAUGCGGACUUCCCUGCUCGUGUGCUGCUGCGUCCUGGCGCUGCAAUGCCUCCGGAGCACGCGCUGCCUCCCGCUGCGAGGCUCCGGGUUCAAGCCUCCGCCGGUCUCUGAAAAGUUCCCCGACCUGAAGAAGAGAGGGAAGGCUCCUCACGCUCAGGACCUAGUGAAGGAGACGAGUUUGUCAAACAACACCUCCAACACAUGGAACCGACCGCGCUGUGGUGUACCGGACUACCCUGCCCAGAAGGGGGUGCACCAUCGUGGACGACACCGCCAGAGACGCUUUGUCCUCUACGGAGGACGCUUGGACAGAACGGACCUCACCUACAGGAUCGUCAGGUUUCCGUGGCAGAUGGGCGAGGAGAAGGUUCGACGUAUCUUCCGGGAAGCGCUGCAGAUCUGGAGUGACGUCACGCCGCUCACCUUCACUGAGAUCCACAGCGGGAAGGCCGACAUCCGCAUCGACUUCACUAGAUACUGGCACGGAGACAACCUUCCGUUCGACGGCCCGGGUGGGAUCCUCGCUCACGCUUUCUUCCCCAGAACCCACCGACAGGGCGACGUCCACUUCGACUACGAUGAGUCCUGGACUCUUGGAAACCACAUGGGCACAGACCUUCUCCAGGUCGCUGCCCAUGAGUUCGGGCACGUCCUGGGCCUGCAGCACUCGCGUGAGCCUGGAGCCGUCAUGUCCGCCUACUACACCUUCUCCUACCCGCUGAGGCUGAGCGAGGACGACAAGCAGGGCAUCCAGUAUCUGUACGGAGCUCGUCCACAAGUCCUGCCCUCGCCGCCGCCGCCGCCGCCACCACCCACCCCUCCUCCCUCUAACCCGGAGACCAACGAGAUCCCCACUAAUCCCGACGCCUGCCAGACGGACUUUGAUGCCGUGUCUAUGAUCCGAGGCGAGCUGUUCUUCUUUAAGUCGGGCUACGUGUGGCGGAUCAGGGACGGGCAUCUGGAGAGCGGCUACCCGGCGCUGGCGUCCCGGCACUGGAGGGGGAUUCCCGACAACAUCGACGCCGCCUUUGAAGACAAGUCGGGGAAUAUUUGGUUCUUUCAAGGUGAGAACUACUGGGUGUUCGAUGCCGAGAUGCAGAUCCGAGGGCCGGAGUCCAUCCGCAGCUUGGGCCUGUCGGUGUCCGGGAUCCAGGCUGCGCUGCGCUGGGGCCACGACUCCAACUACAACACCUACUUCUUCAAGUCCGGCAGCUACUGGAGGUUCAGCCCCCGUGAGAACCGGCUGGAGUCCGUGUACCCGCGCAGCAUGCAGGACUGGAGCGGCAUCCCCGAGGACGUGGACGCAGCCUUCAGGGACGUCUACGGCUACGCUCACUUCAUCCGAGGACGACAGUACUGGAAGUUUGACCCUGUCGGUAUGAACUCUCUGGAGGGAUACCCCCGCUACAUCGGCAUGGAUUUUUUCGGCUGCAGAAACGCUUGAGUCUUCAGCAUCGGAGAAUCACGCCAAUUUUUGUUUUGUUUUGUUUCUUUUUGACAAUGAAGAGGAGUUCUUUGUGAACAAAGCCGUUUUGUAUGUUCAGAUUCAAAGGGGGCGAGACGACCUCCUUUGAAUCUGUUUGUGCUUUACUCCAUUUAUUGGUUCUCAGAUCGACUUCAGCUUCUUCUCAGGAAAACCAAGCGAUGUUUCCUCAGACCUGGC
Messenger RNA from Limanda limanda (common dab), 1828 nucleotides. It is a transcript of the gene mmp11a, whose product is annotated as matrix metallopeptidase 11a. Gene Ontology annotation, biological process: proteolysis; collagen catabolic process; extracellular matrix organization. The coding region runs from base 167 to 1609 and encodes 480 amino acids. The transcript has 8 exons. Gene Ontology annotation, cellular component: extracellular matrix. Lineage: Eukaryota; Metazoa; Chordata; Actinopteri; Pleuronectiformes; Pleuronectidae. Gene Ontology annotation, molecular function: zinc ion binding; metalloendopeptidase activity. The record is from RefSeq and is a predicted model, not a curated record.